GAAGUUCUCAUGCUGUAUAUCAAUUCACAAACGGGUUCAGAAGGGCCCGUGGGCAAAAGGUUGCAUAGAUGAAUGGCUUGCCAAGUUGAUUUUCCUGCAGCAACUGCUCUGGACUCCCGAAGCCGAAGACAUAGCACGUUGGACUAUCACAAAUUACAUAAUCUUUGUUGAUCUUAGGCAGCAGUGCGAGAUCGAGCCUUAUUUUCAGUUCUGACAUCAUCGAUUUGUAAACGACGUGGACAAUAGCGACUUCCAUUCUUGGGACAGAGUUGAAUAAUAGGGAAAACAAGACCGCAAAUCUUUUGCAAAGUCAUUCAUUCGUACAAUAGCCGUGAGAAAAAUAGUACUAUAUAGCUGCAGUAGGAUAUGCCAUGCGACAGCUCCAUGGAUUUUAUGCAGUAAUGUGAUAUGGGACGUUAAUUCCGCUUAGUUUGUUGGAUUUCAACUUUACAUCUGAUUGGUUUCGGUUACGCGAAUCAGCAGAAAGCCUCUUCAUCUGUUCAUGUUAUAGUUCUUCGGUCUACUUCCUCGAUGUGGUUCAGGAUUCACCAAUUCUGUUCGGGACCAAUAGAGUCGACAUGAAUGGAUGUUGUGGAAACCUGGAAACAGAUAUACAUAGGUUGCGGCUCGACUGGUGUUGUUAAACCAUGGACCUACUACAAUACAACGUUAAACUAACCCGGUAAUUGGAAAUCGAAUUAAAUCCGAUUUUUCGACGUUACAUGGUUUGCGUUGCCUGAGAACCCUCGACUUUAUAGACUAGUCAUUAUCAUUUGAUCAGUUGUGAAGUCGACGGGACUGUCUGUGCUUGGAGAAUGAUUCGUUUAUCAAAACACCUCAGACAUCUGACGAAUUUAGUCUGAGUCUGAUAUCUAGAACUGUGUAAAAAAAAGUCGGGACAGAUCGAAAGAGGAAGUCGAAGUUCACUGCUUGGUUUGUGAGGCACCAGGAAUAGCAUCUGACCUACCCAGAAACCGAAACUCGAUAUUAAGUAUUAUUAUUAUAUUGCAAUACCAUCACCAAUGAUUCUUUAGGAGUGUGAGCAGGCCGCCAUUUUGAAAGCUGCAUUGCAACAUGGGAUCGAGAGCCAGGGCAGGCACCGAGGGAGAAUCGAACGGCUCCUACAAGAUUCUGCUCAUCGGUGGGAGUGGGGUGGGUAAGACGUGCCUUCUGAGGAGAUAUGUGGAGGGAGAGUUCCCACUCAACAGCAAAGCUACACUUGGACUGGAUUUCAAAAUUCGAACCUUGAUCGUUGAUAAAGAUGAGAUUCGUCUUCAACUCUGGGACACUUCCGGUCAGGAGAGAUUUCGUUCUAUGACCCAAGCCUACUACAGAGGCGCAGCAGGCAUUGUCUUAGUCUAUGACGUCACAGCUGAAGACUCCUUCUCAACGCUUUCUGAUUGGCUGGGCGAUGUCAGUAUGUAUGCUCCCGAGGAUGUGAAAGUAAUAUUAAUCGGUAAUAAGUCUGAUGCAGAUGACGAUGAACGAAUCAUUAGCCGGCAAGCAGGAGAAGAGUUUGCCAAGGAACACGGACUGAAAUAUUUUGAAACGAGUGCAGUUACAAAUGAGAACGUAGCCGAAGCAUUUGAACACUUAGCAAAGCUUCUACUCGAAGAUGAGAAAAAGGCAUCAAACGGCAUCGAAAGACACACAUCGAACCCAUCCCUUGUAACAUACAUCAAGCCAACGGUUAAAGAGAAGUCGUCUUGCCCUUGCUGACAGUAUACAUGCUAUGGAUGUGCCCAUGAAUCGAUCGGAACACUUAAUAAUUAUGUCACUACAACAGUGACAUCUUAUGACCUUUCGUGUCUAGAUUUUCAUAUACCACGUGAUCAAAAUGAAUUGAAUUUAUGUGACGUUAAUUGUGCCAGCAUCAUUAUCAUGUCGACAUUGGUUAUGGCAUCAUUAACACAGUGACUGUGCCCAAGACAUGAUUGAAACACUUAUGUCACUGCAACAAUAAUGUGUCCUGGUAUGAGACCACGUGACAAUGGAAAUUAUUUGACGCAACCUGUGCCAGCAUUUAUAUCAUCAUGUCGACAAACUGUUACGUGGUUGGAACAAACCAGUCCGUAGUUAAUUCUCGUCAGGUGAUAUGAGAUUGUAAUCUUUAACCAGUGGCGUGAAGUAUCACGUCGCAUUAAACUGUCGCGAUGUCGCAAACGCGAAGAAGCAUCAUAAACUCUGUUGACAGUAAUACCUUGGUCACAUUUGUUCUACGGUGGCCGUACGGCGAGUCGAAAACCGCCGUUUUAUUAAUUUUAAUUCAAACCACCUAUAUGAAGUUGGACAAAAAAAUGUUAAAACGGCUGUUUUCGACUCGCCGUACGGCCGCCGUAGAGCAAAUGUGACCAAGGUAUAAGCGAAUACUAUUACAUUUUUUUUUACAGGGGAGUCGGAGACAUUAUUAUCCACUGCAUGCUUCAUGUAGGGAGUUCAAGUUCAAUUUAUUCAAAAACCAGACAUAUUAUGAGUACAAAUCAAUGAUCAGAUGGUACAAAAGAAUACAUGACACAAUAUGAACGGUUUUCUAGGACCCCGAAGAAGCACAGCUUGUGAGUGGGGCCCUAUAUACCUCUACAUAAGAUGUUGAUCUAAAUGAGGUGAAAGGAUACGAAGAACGAUGUAACAAUAAUCGACACUCUAAUAUUAAAACAACCCCACCCAACUACUUACUGUGUCCAUUCGCUAUUUCAAAAACAAACAUUAUUUUAACUGGCGGUAUUUUAAAACAUCAUUUAUUCUAUUUUAUAUAUCUUUUAAAGAUAUUAAACUCGUCGUAUAGGUCUAGUCAACCCUAACUCUUUAUUUGAUGUCAGUAGUUUAGCAAAAUAAUGAAUUGUAUUGUUUAUGAUAUAUUGUUUCUGCCCAAUGUUGUGAUCGUUUUAAUGUUUUCAAGUUCAACCUCACCAUCUUGUUUAUCUUAAUUUGUCUUCUUUCUUUUUUUCCUGGCAAUUGUUUUUUUUUUCUUAUCAUUGUUCUCAUGUUGCAGUAUUGGAGUGAAAUAUUUGUGUUACUUGUUCUUAUACCAUGAUAUUACCAUUACAUACUAUUGUCAUAUUAUCUUCAUAUUUCUUGCAUCGUUGGCAAACGUAUACAUUAUGCAGGGAACAAUUCCCUGCAUUACGCUGGGGAAGGGGGUAAGACGAUUUAUAUGUGACGUAUUUUCUUUUCCCAACGACCCCCCCCCCCCCCCGCAUUUUGUGCUUUUUAAAAUAUUUAUUUGGGGAGCAAGAUUGCAUCCCAAAAGAUGGCGCCAGUGUUUCAUUCAUGAUUUUUUAACGAUUGGUAACAUUGAUAAUCUGCAUUUAAGCGUACGAAUCAACUCAUCAACUUUCAUAUCACUGACUUAAAAUAUGCAUUAAUUUCUUCUUCUCCUUUUUUUUUUUACAUGUAUAGCUUUUAUAUUGUUAUUUGUAUAUUGUGCCUACAAUCUUGAAAACAUGAAUAAGUUAGCUUCGACCGUUGUCCCAUGUGCGAUACUGUAUAAAACGCGUUUGAACAUCAAUACCAUCGAAUGCUCUGUUAUGAUACUGUAGCAAGACCAAUACCAGUUCUUGCAACCAAGUUUUUCACUAUGUCCCUAUAUACAACAUGUACUAUUGCAGAUGAACAUGAUGAAGAUGCUUCGUUGCCACAGCCGGUAUUGCUAUGUUUUCGAAAAGUAUUUGAUCAUAUGGAUAACAUUCGGAUUGCUUUCAAAACUGUAAAUAGUUCGUGCAUAUUUGAUUUAGAUACUUACCCGUCCUUUACAUUGCAAAUUACAUCUAUGCAUUCUUUGAAAGUUAUGUUUCUAAAAAGGAUUAUUUAUUUUAUCUUUUAUUGGCCAUGAUUUAUAGUCAUGAGAGUAAAGUGCUGUUGGUAUUCUGUUAAUUUAUUAAUACAAUUUCUACAUCCUUUUAGCUUUGUAUGUGAUCAAGUAAUGCGAUGGCUAAAGAGAUGCCCUUAGCCACCCCCCCCCCCCUCUGGAGAUGAGACGCAUACACUCCUAAAAUAGUUGGGCAAAAAAUGCCCAAAUUGGGUCAAUAAAUUGGGUAAUAAAAACUAAUAAUUGGGUAAUAAAAUUGCUCAAUUGGAUAAUAGUUGCCCAGAAUGUUAUAUAUUUUUUGAAACAGUGGACAGUAUGUUGCCCAACAUUUUAAGCGUGUUGAAUGAUAUGAAAUGAAAUAUGAACGAUUUUAAUUCAGCAUUUUAUCAUUUCGACUUCAAGCCCUGAAAUAGAACUCUGAAAUUCCAUAUCUCUACCCCUCAUUUCAGAUAACAAUACUAUAUUGGAAACCAUGAUUAAGUUAGUCUCACAAUCCAAGAUAUGCAAUGUGUUUAAAAGUUGAAAAACAAAACAAAAAAUAAAUAAAAUUGUUGUUGAUAUGAUUUCAUUGAAA
Lytechinus pictus (painted urchin) is the source of this 4382-nucleotide messenger RNA. Its product is annotated as ras-related protein Rab-15-like. Lineage: Eukaryota; Metazoa; Echinodermata; Echinoidea; Temnopleuroida; Toxopneustidae. The transcript is spliced from 6 exons. Bases 1075 to 1719 code for a protein of 214 amino acids. The record is from RefSeq and is a predicted model, not a curated record. Gene Ontology annotation, molecular function: GTPase activity; GTP binding.